UUCACUGCGUUUUUCAUUUCACAGGAGCAGAUGAAAAGGACGCGUGAGUCUUUAUUGUCAGAAAUGUGAAUUCUUUUUUUUUUUUCUCUCUCUCCUGAUUUGCGCAGAUGGCGUUUGCUCUUCGCGCUUUGUUCCUGCUUUGCGGCAUCUGUGGACUGUUGAGCGGCGCUUGGUCUUUCCCCACGAAGAUUCGUAAAGCGUUUAACUGUCCUAAGGAUUGGACUCAGUUGGACCACAACUGUUACAUCUACCAAGAGGAAGCGAGGGGCUUUGCAGAUGCGGAGGCUGUCUGCCAGAUUCUUGGUGGGAAUUUGGUCUCCAUCCACAGUAGACUGGAAAAUGCAGUUGUGAUGCAAGUGGCUAUAGCCGGUGGUACUGGUAGCGAGGAAAUCUGGAUCGGAUUCCAUGACACACUUGAGGACGAUGACUUCAUUUGGACUGAUGGCUCACGUGAUGAUUUCACCAACUUUCUCACCAAUGAGCCUAAUAGCGCCAAUGGGGACUGUAUAGAGGCUGUUCUACCAGACGGAGGUUGGCAAACUGAGGACUGCGGUGACUCGGAACCAUAUGUCUGCAUCAUGGAGGCGGGCCACUAAUCAGCUCCCUUCCCGUCCUGUUUUCUGUCACCGUGGAGUUCAACAAUCAUGACGACUCAAUGAACCCAAAUCAACCCUGAGUGGUGUCUUUGUAUGUUUGGGUGAACUAUCAAGUCUCCUUUACCUCCCUAACGAUCACUUAUUAUCGAUAAUCAAAUUGUCACGUCAAAAAGCAUCUCCAAGUAAAUGAAGGAAUCUGUCAGCA
This is a messenger RNA of Syngnathoides biaculeatus (alligator pipefish), 801 nucleotides long. Its product is annotated as ladderlectin-like. Gene Ontology annotation, molecular function: signaling receptor activity. The transcript is spliced from 6 exons. Lineage: Eukaryota; Metazoa; Chordata; Actinopteri; Syngnathiformes; Syngnathidae. The record is from RefSeq and is a predicted model, not a curated record. Bases 108 to 596 code for a protein of 162 amino acids.